Alternaria novae-zelandiae is the source of this 831-nucleotide messenger RNA. RefSeq lists its product as uncharacterized. The record is from RefSeq and is a predicted model, not a curated record. NCBI's taxonomy places the organism in Eukaryota, Fungi, Ascomycota, Dothideomycetes, Pleosporales, Pleosporaceae. The transcript is spliced from 3 exons. The coding region runs from base 1 to 831 and encodes 276 amino acids.
AUGAUUUCAGACAAGACUAUUUGUGGAGCUGCAAUGGCGAUUUGGUCGAACGUUCCGGAAAUGCUCAUCUGGUCGCAAGCAGUAAUGGAACGGUUGGAAGAAGAAGAGACGGAGAAGAGCACCAUUGAGGCCAUCCAAGGAUUGAGUCUCAACACAGAUCAACACGAAGCAGUACACCACGACGACCAUACGGACGCGCAAAGCACAUCGACAAACCCGCUAAGGCGAAUCAGCCAAAUCACGUCCCGCAAGAUACCCGUUACGGACGAUACCGUCAACGAGAACUCGUAUGCAUUUGGAUGGGCAAGACACAUGAUUCCCUCGACACAACUUGGGUGGUUGUCUACCAACGGCCCACAGAGAGACGAUGUCAUCGGGCGAGGAUCGCGGCCGCAGCUGACACUAUACCACGGAGGCCAGGUGACCGGAUAUCUCAACUCCAUCUAUCUCUUUCCGGAGACCAAAUCCGCUGUGGUCGUCCUGACCAACGCGCAGAGUGCUGGAGACUGCUCUGAUCUCGUUGCUCAGAUGUUCGUUCAAUCACUCUUCGAUAUGACCCCGGAAGUGGAUUUCGGUAUGAGGGCGGAGAAGCUAUCUACCCGUAGUCUGAACCGAUAUACCGAGAUGAAAAACGAUCUGCAGAAGAACCGCAUGUUAAAUACGCCAUGUCCCCAUCUCGAAAGCCUUGAGGGGACGUACCGGAACAAUGACAUACAGGGGAUUAUUGAUGUAUGCAAGCUUUUUACCUGGAUCGAGCGACGAGAUGGAGACAAGAUGCCUGGUGGAUUACUCGAGCUACGAGCAAUUUCUCCUGGUAUUCAUACGCAAUGA